UGGUGCGUGAGCGGCGGCGGUCUUUUCGUUGUUGUUUGUCUUCAUAUAAGAAGAAAACGGCGUAAUGGCCAGCAGCACGGAGCAAAUAGGCCUGAACAAGACGUGGGAGUUGUCCCUGUACGAAUUGCAUAGGACGCCGCAGGAGGCGAUCGUGGACAACACAGAAAUCGCAGUGUCCCCACGGAGUCUGCACAGUGAACUGAUGUGCCCCAUCUGCUUGGACAUGCUCAAGAAAACAAUGACCACCAAGGAAUGCUUGCACAGGUUCUGCUCGGAAUGCAUCAUCACUGCAUUGAGAUCAGGCAACAAGGAAUGUCCGACAUGCAGGAAGAAGCUUGUCUCUAAGAGAUCCCUCCGAGCGGAUCCCAAUUUCGAUUUGCUCAUCUCGAAGAUAUAUCCCAGUCGCGAUGAGUACGAAGCUCAUCAGGAGCGCGUCCUUGCUAAAUUGAAUAAAAGCCACUCGCAGGCGGCUCUGGUCAAUUCCAUCACAGAGGGCAUAAAGUUGCAGACACAGAACAGAACGAAUCGUGCUAGGAAAACUGUGGAGGACUUUCAGAUGGCCAACACCAGUGCUGCUUCUGCUGCAGCAGCCACUUCAUCGGCUGUGGAGGCUGUUGCAAGUAUUUCAGGUCCUUCAGGAAUAUCGGAUGUGCAAGGUGGUUCUGGGCUGCAGUCAGUCAGUCAGCUCAGUUCGAGCAGUUCAUCCAAUCCACCACCGAGUACAUCAGGUAUACAGAUGACUGUGAGCAGUCCGGCGCCGUCUGGGAGGAGCACGCCGUCGCAGCCUCCGAGCCCGGUUUCGUCCAGUGUCAGUUCAGUAAGUAAGUUGGGGAAACGGUCUAAGAGCACUUUAACUUCAGAGAGAAGCGAGGAAAGCGAAUCCUCCGAGCACACAGAGCAAACUGACACGGAGGGCGAGGGUCCCUCGGAGCCGCUCACCAUAAACGAAAUAGAGCUCGUGUUCAAGCCACAUCCCACCGAGAUGGCCGGCGACAAUCAGCUGGUGAAAGCGCUGAAGGAGAACUCGGUGAGGUACAUUAAGACGACGGCGAACGCGACCGUCGAUCAUCUGCACAAGUAUCUGGCCAUGAGGCUCACGCUCGACCUGGACUCGCAGCUGCCGCAGUCGCACAAUCUGCUGAACUUCUGCAUCUACAUUUCCCCGUCGAGCGGUCAGUACGUUCAGCUGAACGGCAACCAGAACCUGGGCCAGGUCAACGACAAGUUCUGGAAGAUCAAUAAACCCUUGGAGAUGUACUACUCGUGGAAAAAGAGUUAGAGACAAGCCAAAAACUUGGAUCGACAACAACAACACUCCUCUCUCUGAAAGACGACCGUAUUUUCUAGUAUUAAGACAAUGUGAUAUCGAAGUAUUAUAUAUGAGUUCUACGGAUCUAUAGUCAAAAACAUUAUUAUUAUUAUACUAAGGCGCUUAGAUGCAAAAAAGAUAUACACUCGUAUCUUUUAUAAACAUUAAGUUGAUAAACUAUAAAAGUGAAAUACUUCAAAAGUAUUUCAAUAUGUUUAUUAAAUGCAGUAACAAUACAAAUCAUAGCUCAAAGACAUAUUAUAUGAUCAAAUAUAAUAACAGGAUUUACAUAUAUUCAUAAAUAUAAUCAUCAU
Nicrophorus vespilloides is the source of this 1623-nucleotide messenger RNA. Its product is annotated as E3 ubiquitin-protein ligase RING1-like. The transcript is spliced from 2 exons. Gene Ontology annotation, cellular component: ubiquitin ligase complex; PcG protein complex. The record is from RefSeq and is a predicted model, not a curated record. NCBI's taxonomy places the organism in Eukaryota, Metazoa, Arthropoda, Insecta, Coleoptera, Silphidae. The coding region runs from base 65 to 1279 and encodes 404 amino acids. Gene Ontology annotation, molecular function: ubiquitin protein ligase activity; chromatin binding.